Morone saxatilis (striped sea-bass) is the source of this 2165-nucleotide messenger RNA. Its product is annotated as calsequestrin-1-like. Gene Ontology annotation, biological process: regulation of skeletal muscle contraction by regulation of release of sequestered calcium ion. Gene Ontology annotation, molecular function: calcium ion binding. Bases 187 to 1467 code for a protein of 426 amino acids. NCBI's taxonomy places the organism in Eukaryota, Metazoa, Chordata, Actinopteri, Moronidae. The transcript is spliced from 11 exons. Gene Ontology annotation, cellular component: sarcoplasmic reticulum lumen. The record is from RefSeq and is a predicted model, not a curated record.
ACUGCCAGUUGCCCAUGUGAGGUUUUUAAUAAGGUGGAUGCAAGAGUUGGUCUUGCUCUCUUCUGGGUGACGCGGAUUGGAAGGGGUUCUUCAUACAUUUACCAAACUAUUUGGGGUUUUUUUUGUUCCCCCCUUCGUUUCCUUUCUGAAACUGCAAAUACAUCUACAUUAUCUUAGACAGGAGCCAUGAAGUGGACCUGGGUGCUUGUGGCAGUCUUGCUGUCCUUUGGGGGCCUAUCAUUGGGCAAGGAGAGCUUGGACUACCCUGAAUAUGAUGGAAAGGACCGUGUCCACGACCUCAACGCCAAGAACUAUAAGUCUGUGAUGAAGAAGUACGAUGUUAUGGUGGUGUACUACCAUGACCAUCCCGGAUCCAGCCGCGUCGCCCAGAGACAGUUUGAGAUUGAGGAGAUGGCCCUUGAGCUUGCAGCCCAGGUCCUGGACGAGUUUGAUGAUGAGGAUAUCGGAGUCGGCCUCAUAGAUGCAAAGCAUGAUAAGGUCGUUGCAAAGAAAUUAGGCCUUGAUGAGUCCGACAGUGUCUUCAUCUUCACAGACGAUGAAGUCAUAGAAUACGAUGGCGAGUUCGCAGCAGACACCCUUGUGGAGUUCAUCUAUGAUGUUCUUGAGGACCCAGUGGAAAUUAUUGACAAUAGUAGGGAACUGAAAGGCUUUGAAAACAUCGAAGAGGACAUCAAAUUGGUGGGCUACUUUAAGAGUCACAAGUCAGAACAUUUUGAGGCUUAUGCCGAUGCUGCUGAAGAGUUCCAUCCUCACAUCAAGUUCUUUGCCACAUUCAGUCCCAAGAUUGCCAAGGCUCUGGAGUUGAAGCUUAAUGAGGUGGACUUCUAUGAACCCUUCAUGGAUGAUCCAGUGGUCAUCCCAGGAAAACCUUACACUGAGGAUGAGCUGGUGGAUUUCAUUGAAGAUAAUGACAGACCAACCCUGAGGAAGCUGCAACCACACAACAUGUAUGAGAUCUGGGAGGACGAUGUUGAUGGUGAACAUAUCAUUGCUUUUGCAGAGGAGGCUGACCCAGACGGUUUUGAGUUCCUUGAGAUCCUGAAGCAAGUUGCCGAGGAUAACACAGAUAACCCUGAACUCAGCAUUGUCUGGAUUGACCCUGACGACUUCCCCCUGCUUCUGCCACACUGGGAGAAGACCUUUGGAAUUGACCUGUCCUCCCCACAGAUUGGUGUUGUUGAUGCUGAUGAUGCUGACAGCGUAUGGUUGGACAUGGAUGAUGGGGAUGACUUGCCAUCUGUAGAUGAGCUGGAGGACUGGAUUGAGGAUGUCCUGUCAGGUGAAAUCGAUCCUGAUGAUGAUGAUGAUGACGACGAUGAUGACGACGAUGAUGAUGACGAUGAUGACGACGAUGAUGAUGACGACGAUGAUGACGACGAUGAUGAUGAUGACGACGACGAUGAUGACGACGAUGAUGAUGACGAUGAUGAUGAUGAUGAUUAUUAAAUCAUUAAGUCAUAAUUCAAGUCUGACCAAUGCAGUUUCAAAAGUCAACGUCAAUAACAAAUCAUCCUCUUUUGUAUCUAGUUCUUAUUUUGAACUUGUCAGUUCCUUUUUGGUAUCACAUCUUUUCAUCAUCCUCUCUCCGCAUCUCAUCAGAACAAUAUUCCAUUACUCGUUUAUCCCUCUCCCCUAACUAUUCACUAAUCCUCCAUGUUGACAAAGUACUUCCUAAGAUCCCACAGUGCCUUUAUUCCCACAUGUAACACUGUCUUGUACAAUAAACAAAAAGAAAUUAUUUCAAAACCUUACCAUCUACUUCUAUUGAUUUUCAGAUUAUUAUAGUUUUUAUUUUCCAAAGUACUGGAGGGGUUGCAAUGUUGUAUGCAAUAUGUCUGAGUCCAUCUGUGGAGUCUGUUGCAGUCUGAAUGUGUUUUAUUUGUUCACUUAUUUUCUUGUUUGCCCCAGUAUCGAAACAACUGAAGUCAGAUCCAAGGGUGCUAGCAGGCUUUUCUGACGGUUCUUAAGAAUCACCAGCCUACUCUGUGAAAUCAAUGUAACGCUGUACACUGAAAGUGCUGUACAUCAUAUGGAUGUUUUCUACGAUGAUGAAAUAUGACAACAGCCAUAUUCUAUUUUUGUAACAAGAGAAAUUUACCUUACUGUAAAGUCUUAAAUAAAUGACAGCUUGGACAGAAACCCAA